This is a messenger RNA of Penicillium coprophilum, 423 nucleotides long. RefSeq lists its product as uncharacterized. The transcript has a single exon. NCBI's taxonomy places the organism in Eukaryota, Fungi, Ascomycota, Eurotiomycetes, Eurotiales, Aspergillaceae. The coding region runs from base 1 to 423 and encodes 140 amino acids. The record is from RefSeq and is a predicted model, not a curated record.
AUGCCUCAAGUAUUCUCAUCCUGGCAAGACAAGCUCCAGCACGAGUGCGGCAAAUUCAGAGACAAUUUGGAUGCCCAAGCUCAUAUUCUCCAGCACGAUCCAGAUAAGCGAGGAAAGGAGCGUCACGCAGACGUCUCUCGGGCGGUAGUAAAGCUGUCUGCUCAGGCCGAUCGGAUCAUAGACAUUGCACACCGUAUGGUUGCUGAGGCUCCAGAUAGUGAACUUAUUCGUCGCAAUACUUCCUUUUGGUGCCGUGAAGAUAAUGGUCGUUACAAGUUCGAGAAUGUGUUCGUUGGCAUGGAGCACGACUUAGUCAAUGUAGUAUUGGAUCUGAAGAAGGACCCGUGUCAGUGCAAGUGUAAUUACAUGGCUGGGCGUCUUGAUAGAAUCGCAAGGAAGGUUGCCUUCAACCUCAACGUUUAG